Molecule: messenger RNA, 611 nt
Organism: Mercurialis annua (annual mercury)
Lineage: Eukaryota; Viridiplantae; Streptophyta; Magnoliopsida; Malpighiales; Euphorbiaceae
Product: NAC domain-containing protein 72-like
Exons: 3
Coding region: 28-549 (173 amino acids)
Biological process (GO): regulation of DNA-templated transcription
Molecular function (GO): DNA binding
Source: RefSeq, a predicted model, not a curated record
CUAUUUAACUUGGAAUUGAAUUAACAAAUGCCAGUCCAAAAUAUUCUCUCACAAAUGCCACCAGGCUACAAAUUCUUGCCUACUGAUGAAGAAUUAAUAACUCAUUAUUUGAUGAACAAAGUUUCGGAUUACGAGUCUCUUCCUCCUCAUGAUUUCGAAGAUAUUGACGACGAUGAGCUCCAUAGCAAACCUCCCAGUAAUCUUGUGACAUAUUCAUGUGGAGAAAGAGAAUGGUACUUUUUUAUUCAUGAAGGCGAAGAGUUUGUAAAAAGAUCAUCAAAUAGAAUUGUUGGAGAUGGAUUAGGGUUUUGGAGAGCAAAUGGUCAAGAACAACCAGUUUUUAAUUCUGAUGGAAAUGUUUUUGCCUUCAAAACCCAAUUCACUUAUUUCUCAGGAAGUUCUCAAAAAAAUGCCACCAAAACUCAUUGGAGAAUGGAGAAAUAUCGAUUGCCUAAUGAUCAGUGUCACUUGGAAGAUUGCUACUGCAAGGGAAAAGAGUGGGUACUAGGAAGACUUAAAAGAGGAAUGAGCUACAAGAACUAUUUUUAGUUUUUUUUUCUUUUUCUGAAACACUUUUGUUCGUUUUUUUCAUUCGUUUAGAUUCACAGGCA